AUGACCCAAGAAAAUGAUAAAAACCUACGAGAAAUUGCUCAGGAACUUCUGAAAGAAAUUGCUAAGGAAGCCAAGGAUAGUGGAGAAGAGAAAAGUGUGCCAAGCGAUGGAUUGUUAUCAGCUAAUUUACUUGCUACUGGAGUAAUGCAAGAAACUCUGAAACAUUUAUAUUUCAAUAGGUUACGUGUUGUUUUUCCACAAACAUUACCGCAUGCAUUAAGUUUGGUUGAUCAGAAUUGUAUCACUAAGGUUAGCUCUCCCAGUGGUAGAGAGCUAUUCCAGGUCGAAGGAUCAUCAGGAAGAAUUUAUAACUGUCUUAUGUCAUCAGAGUACUGUACAUGUCCGUCUUAUACAUAUUAUGUCCUAAUGAAAGAUGAGAUAUUAAUGUGUAAACACAUACUGGCAGUUUACAUUGCUCAGAAUCUUGGAACUUUUGAUCAAAGAGAAGUCAGUGAUGAAAAUUUCUUUGACAUCUUAACUGACGUGGAAUCUUGAAGAAUUUGUGCAUGUGGAGAUAG
This is a messenger RNA of Dendronephthya gigantea, 518 nucleotides long. RefSeq names its product zinc finger SWIM domain-containing protein 7-like. NCBI's taxonomy places the organism in Eukaryota, Metazoa, Cnidaria, Anthozoa, Malacalcyonacea, Nephtheidae. The coding region runs from base 1 to 495 and encodes 164 amino acids. Gene Ontology annotation, biological process: double-strand break repair via homologous recombination. The transcript is spliced from 6 exons. The record is from RefSeq and is a predicted model, not a curated record. Gene Ontology annotation, molecular function: zinc ion binding. Gene Ontology annotation, cellular component: Shu complex.